AAGCGAACUUUAUUUAGCUUCCAACUUAUUGACAUCAAUCAUCCCAUCGACGUUAUGGACUAACGAGGAACUUCAAGUAAUGGACCUAUCACAUAAUUUUCUCAAUGGUUCGCUUGUUCCAGAAAUUGGCAGCAUGGUGAGAAUGAGACAAUUAUAUCUAUCUAGCAAUCAGUUCUCUGGCGAGAUUCCAAGCACUAUUGGGAAGCUUCAGAAUUUGAUAGAUCUAACAUUGUCAAACAAUCGGUUAAAUGGUCCUAUACCCGAGUCGAUUGGUGAUUUGAUUGCAUUGCAAACUUUGGAUCUAUCUAAAAACAAUCUCAACGGAGUAAUCCCCAUGUCGUUGGUGAAGCUGGAGUACCUUGGGUAUUUCAAUGUUUCGUUCAAUGAUCUCACUGGUGAAAUUCCAAAUGAAGGGCCUUUUAAGAACUUUACCUCAGAGUUUUUCAUAGGCAAUAGAGAAUUUUGUGGAGCAUCUCAAUUUAAGGUCAAGCCAUGCAAAUAUAAUAGAACCAGAUUAACUAUAAAAACUAAAGUUUUGAGGUACAUUUUACCAUCAGUUGUUGUGGUAUUAAGUCUGGUCAUUAGUUUAGUUUAUUUAAUGAGACGCCACAACAAAAAGAAACUUCUUCCAGCUCAGUCUACUUCUCCCAUCACCAUCAAGAGGAUUUCAUAUCAUGAAGUUCUAAAUGCUACUAACAAAUUUGGUGAAGAUAAUCUGAUUGACAAAGGUAGUAUUGGUUCAGUGUACAAAGGAAUAUUUUCAGAUGGUAUGAUUGCUGCUGUUAAGGUUUUUAAUCUAGAUUUGGAAUGUGCAAACAAGAGUUUUGAAACUGAGUGCCAAAUUCUGUGCAAUACUCGUCAUAGAAAUCUUGUCAAGGUAAUUACCAGUUGCUCUAACCUUGAUCUGAAAGCUUUGGUGUUGGAAUAUAUGCCGAAUGGAAACCUUACCAAAUGGUUGUCCUCGAGCAACUGUUUCCUGAAUACAGCUCGAAGAUUGGAAAUAAUGAUAGAUGUGGCAUGUGCACUAGAGUAUCUACACCAUGGGUAUUCCUCUCCAAUUGUCCAUUGUGAUUUGAAGCCUAGCAACGUACUUUUAGAUGAAAAUAUGAUUGCCCAUGUUGCAGACUUUGGCAUUGCCAAACUUUUUACAAAAGACCAGAGAAUUUCAAUGUCCAAGACGUUGGGCACCAUUGGAUAUAUGGCUCCAGAGUAUGGAUCGACAGGAUUAAUAUCGCCUAUGGCAGAUGUUUAUAGCUAUGGGAUUAUGCUAAUGGAAACAUUUACCAAGAAGAAGCCAACAGAUGAUAUGUUUGUUGGAGAGUUCACCAUGAGGAGGUGGGUGUUUGAAUCAUUCCCAAAUGCAAUAAUGCACAUAGUGGAUGUUGAUCUAGUACAUGCAGCUGAAAACGAUAUUUCAGCUAAAGAGAUAUGUUUUAGAUCAGUCAUGGAACUAGCAUUAGAAUGCACAGUUGAUUUAUCUGAGGAGAGGCUCAAUAUGAAAGAUGUUCUAACAAGGCUCAAGAAGAUCAAAACUAAAUUUUGUUAAAGUAUAAAUGAGGUGGAAUUAGAUGAAGAGGUUUAUUUCUUUGUCACAAUUGAUUUUUCUAUCUAACGAGAACAGAAAAAGAUGAUUAUUUCAAGCUUAUUACAUACUGCUAUUGCAUAAAACUUGGCAAUCGUAUGAAGAUUUUUUAAGCUCUGUGUGGCAAUUGUCAGAAGAUUUUUAAGCUUUGGUUGGCUUCUAUUGUUGUGUUGUAGUAGUGUUAUGGCCCCAAAAAUUGUACAAUAAAGUAAUUUGUAUGAUGAAUAAACAAUGUUAUGAAGUUAUUGUAAAAUAAGUUAAAGUAUGUUUAUGUAUUUGGUUAAUUUACUGUAAGAUGUUGUAGUGAAUGAGAUCUCAAUAUUUUCAUUA
This is a messenger RNA of Olea europaea var. sylvestris, 1912 nucleotides long. Its product is annotated as probable LRR receptor-like serine/threonine-protein kinase At3g47570. The transcript has 2 exons. Gene Ontology annotation, molecular function: protein kinase activity; ATP binding; protein binding. The record is from RefSeq and is a predicted model, not a curated record. Bases 80 to 1546 code for a protein of 488 amino acids. NCBI's taxonomy places the organism in Eukaryota, Viridiplantae, Streptophyta, Magnoliopsida, Lamiales, Oleaceae. Gene Ontology annotation, biological process: protein phosphorylation.